Molecule: messenger RNA, 1615 nt
Organism: Megalops cyprinoides (Indo-Pacific tarpon)
Lineage: Eukaryota; Metazoa; Chordata; Actinopteri; Elopiformes; Megalopidae
Gene: cyb5a
Product: cytochrome b5
Exons: 4
Coding region: 160-582 (140 amino acids)
Cellular component (GO): intracellular membrane-bounded organelle; membrane
Molecular function (GO): heme binding
Source: RefSeq, a predicted model, not a curated record
GGCUAGAGCUCCAGAGUGAAAUUGGUUUCUACAACCUUAUAACGAAUUUAUGUCGUUCGAAACGAAGUAUUUUAUUGGAAAGUUCUCGAAUGAGCGUGAAUUUAGUACAACUUUUGAAAUAACAAACAUUCGAAUAGAAAAUCUGUAAUAAAAACUGAUAUGGAAGAAAAGGGUACAAAUGACCAGCCGGCAAAAUACUACCGGUUGUCAGAAGUGGAGGAACAAAAUACAUUCAAGAGCACCUGGAUUAUUAUCAACCACAACAUUUACGAUGUCACGAAAUUUCUGGAGGAGCACCCCGGCGGGGAGGAGGUGCUUCGUGAGCAGGCUGGAGGUGAUGCAACGGAGAGUUUUGAGGAUGUGGGGCACUCCACAGAUGCCAGGGAAAUGGCCAAGAGCUUCCUAAUCGGAGAGCUGCACCCAGAUGACCGGCAAAAAAUCGCAAAACCUGCACUGGUGGACAAACUGGGUGAUCCCGGGCCUCGCCGCAGCUAUUGUCACAGUGAUGUAUCGCCUGUACACCUCAGAGGAGUGACAUCGCCCACAUCAGAUAGCUUCAGCAGUGCCACUACUUUGCCUUGAAAGUUGAAAUGUCAUCACUGCCUUGUGGCAUCACAUCAUUCAUUUGCAGUUCAAUUCUCAGUUUAUCCAUAAUCAUUCAGCAAGGUGUAAAAUUGAGUCAAUUAAGGCAUUUUAUUCCAUUUGCUGUCAUUGUUAUGUGGUUUCUUUCUGAAGAGGUUUAAAUAAUGAUGUAUGAAAUACAUAUUUGAUUUAGCCUUCUAAGGCUUCUUGCUUGUUUUCAUACUUGUAAUUAAUGUGUAAACUGAUAAUGCGUCAUCUGGAUUGUGAUGGCCAGAUAUGGACAGAUAUGCAAUGUAACCAUUCCAUAGUGAAGGGCUGGAGCCUGAAUGACCCCUAUUGCACAGCAGUUUGUCCCUUUACUCACUUUACCUUGAGACCAAGCUUGCUUAUUUUACUGCUCAACUUUACUGUAGAACAAAACUUAACAUUCAUUGCUGGGCAUAUAACCACAUCCACUACCAUAAGGUUACAUCACCCUCUAGUGGGUUCUUUCAGCUUGGAACAGUUUUUUGUUUUUUUUUUUUGGCCUGGCAAGCUCAUAUUGUCUCUUGUCCCAUGCACAUUUACCUCCAUUAUAGUCACAUAUGGAAAUGCAGUUAUCCAUAAAUAAAGGAUGCAUGGUAAAUAAAGGAUGUGCUGUAUAUCUCUCUUUAAAUGUAUAAAAGUUCAUGGCAUUAUCCCGCCAGAAGAAUGUUGAAGAGCACAAUUGUAUGGAUGUUUAUAUCAGGGGUUUUUGCUUCCCAGUCUCACAAAAAGAGAGGAGCCCUUGUAAGAAACAGUGCAAACUGGGAAUCACACUGUUCCCAUCAUAAUACUUUGUUACAUUUGGCUGCUAACCAGUGGGAAUUUCUUGAGGUAUUUCCCCAAUAAAUGAACCACCGUUAGUGACCAUUGGACCAUACAAGUGAUAAUGGCUCAAACAGAAGGCCCUGCUGUUCGAUGGGUUGCCUCGUUCUAGUCCCAGCUCCAACACUACUUGAAACUUUGAAUGAAGACAGUAAGGAUGCAUUUGCAACUGACCUUAGUUCAGUUC